This is a messenger RNA of Gekko japonicus, 6634 nucleotides long. RefSeq names its product pericentriolar material 1 (gene PCM1). The transcript has 38 exons. Bases 321 to 6359 code for a protein of 2012 amino acids. NCBI's taxonomy places the organism in Eukaryota, Metazoa, Chordata, Lepidosauria, Squamata, Gekkonidae. The record is from RefSeq and is a predicted model, not a curated record. Gene Ontology annotation, cellular component: centrosome; centriolar satellite; centriole. Gene Ontology annotation, biological process: microtubule anchoring at centrosome; protein localization to centrosome; centrosome cycle.
GCAUGAUCGUGUCUCCAGAAGAGGUUACUAAGUAACGGUGUGUAUCCGUCCGCCCCUUUCCCUCUGGUUUCCAUAGAAAGAAGGCCAAGAUGGCGGCGGCGACAGCCGUUAGAGGUGCUGUGUGAGGGGUUUCCAUCAGGUGGUUCCUCCGCCGCGAACACGGAUACGAAGCGCCGGUGGGGAAGCGCGCGAGACAAGCUAGGCUGGGCCAACAACCGUCAGAUAACAUAACGGCUGGGGGGAAAUUAUUGUCUGCCGCUCUCCCAAUAGCCGGGCCUGGAGAGCUUCGGAGGUAUAAUCUUGGUGGUUGGUUGUAUAACAUGGCAGCAGGAGGCAGUCCUUUUGAAGAAGGAAUGGAGGAUCAUGACUUACCCAACUGGGGCAAUGAGAGCCUUGACGAUCGAUUGAACAAUACGAGUUGGGGUGGUCAGCCAAAGAGGCCAAACCGAUCUUCAGAGAAAAACAGGAAAAAAAUCGUUGGUGAAAGUGAAACAAGACUUACUAAUGACAUCUCUCCGGAAUCCACACCAGAAAUUGGACGGAGGAAAUCAAAGACCCCUCAUAGCUUUCCUCAUACUAGAUACAUGACUCAGAUGUCUGUCCCUGAGCAGGCAGAACUGGAAAAGCUUAAGCAAAGAAUAAACUUCAGUGAUUUGGAUCAGAGAAGUAUCGGAAGUGAUUCCCAAGGGAGAGCAACAGCUGCUAACAACAAACGGCAGCUUAAUGAAAACAGAAAGCCAUUCAACUUCCUGUCACUACAGAUUAAUACUAACAAAGGCAAAGAUGCAACAGCAAGCUCUCAAACACAAGAAACUGGUGGAUCAUCACAAUACAAAGACUUACUUACAGCUGCCUUGAGUAAGGAUUUGCUGCAAAAUUUUCCAGUUUCGAUUGAAGAAGGUGGAAGAGGCGAACCUGCUGUGGACAGUAGCCAGAUUGUAAGCAGAUUAGUUCAAAUUCGUGACUAUAUUGCAAAAGCCAGUUUGAUGCGUGAUGACCUUGUUGAGAAAAACGAGAGAUCUGCUAAUGUUGAACGCUUAGCACAUCUCAUAGAUCAUUUGAAGGAGCAGGAGAAGUCUUACCUGAAAUUUUUGCAGAAGAUGCUUGCUAGGGAUCCCCAGCAAGAGGCUACAGAAGAGCUUGCAAAUCUAAAGAAGCAACAUGAUUUACUGAAGAGGAUGUUGCAGCAGCAGGAGCAGCUGAAGGCUCUUCAAGGGAGACAGGCUGCUCUCCUUGCUCUGCAGCACAAAGCUGAGCAAGCCAUUGCCGUCAUGGAUGAUUCUGUUGUAACAGAAACUACAGGUAGCAUUUCAGGAGUGAGUUUAACGUCUGAGUUAAAUGAAGAAUUAAACGACUUAAUACAGCGUUUUCACAACCAGCUUCAUGAGUCUCAGGGUCAGCCUGUGCCUGAUAACAGAAGGCAAGCAGAAAGUCUCUCUCUUACUAGGGAGGUUUCUCAGAGCAGGAAUUCUUCCCUGUCUGAGCAUUUGUCUGAAGAGAAGGCACAACUCUUUAGUAAGAUGAUAGCACUCCAGGGUAAAAAGCAAAAAAUGGACAAAUUACUAGGAGAACUACAUACACUUCGUGAUCACCAUCUUAACAAUUCAUCACUACUGCCUGCCUCCAGCUCACCUCAGAGGAGUGCAGAUCAAAGAAAUCCCAUGUCAGCAGCUCCUGACGUGGCAACUGUCAAUGAAGAAUCUCCCUGCUUACCAUCGUCUGUUGUGUAUCAUCGGGAUUCUGUAACCUCUCAGAAUGAGAGUGAAGACGAUGAACACCUAAACCCAACAGAGAAGCUACAGAAGUUGAAUGAAGCUCGGAAAAGACUGAAUGAAUUGCGUGAAUUAGUCCACUAUUAUGAACAGACUUCUGAUAUGAUGACUGAUGCAGUAAAUGAAAACACUAAAGAGGAAGAAGAAACUGAAGACUCAGAGUGUGAUUCAGAGCAUGAGAAUCCACAUCCAAUUACUAAUAUUAGAAAUCCUCAGGGCGCCAGUAGCUGGGGAGAAAUAAAUUGCAAUAGCAAUUUGCAGUGUGGGACGAAUAACCAUAAUGGGAGGCAUCUUAAUACAGCUUGUGAAAUAAACAACCGGUCUGCUAAUGUAAGAACGCUGAACAUGCCGUCAACUUUAGACUGUCACUAUAAUAGAGAAGAUGAUGAAGGUGCAGAUAUACCACAAGGUGAGGAGGAUGGAGAAGCUGAUCGAGUCAGUGAAGCUUCCUUAUCCAGUCGCAGAAGCAGUGUGGCUGACGAUGCUCCAGUAGACAUGGAGUUUGAGCAGAAGAUUAACAGACUAAUAGCAGCAAAGCAGAAACUGAGGCAGCUUCAGAAUCUUGUUGCUAUGGUACAGGAUGAUGAUGUAGAGCCAGAGGCUGCAGUGAGGGAUAACAUGGGUGAAUUGUUUCUGGCUGAAGAGGAAAAAGAAAAGCAGCAACCGAACAACAUUCGAGCCAGCACGAACAAGUCACAGAAAGGUGUGGUACUGAAUGAAAAAACAAGGGAAAGGUUCUAUGAAGCCAAACUUCAGCAGCAACAGAGAGAACUUAAACAUCUCCAAGAAGAGAGACAGAAGCUGAUAAAGAUUCAGGAAAAAAUCCAGGUGUUGCAGAAGGCUUGUCCAGAUCUUCAGUUGUCAUCUAGCCUAGAUAACUGUCCGGGUAAUGCUUCAACACCGGUAGUUAAUGAAACCAACGCAGCAAGCAAGGCUGUGGUUCAACCAGAAGAAACAUCUGUGGCUGACAGUGAGCUGUGGUCUGAGAUGCGCAGACAUGAGAUUUUAAGAGAGGAAUUGCGGCAGAGAAGAAAGCAGCUUGAAGCUUUAAUGGCUGAACACUUGAGAAGAAAAGAUCUUGUUGAUACCACACUUGGUGGUGCUGCAUCUGUUAGGAGUGAUGGAUCAGAGGCUCAGUGCACUCCUCAGCAAAGCAGAACAGAAAAAACAAUGGCAACAUGGGGAGGGUCCACUCAUUGUGCUCUUGAUGAAGAUGAAGGAGAUGAAGAUGCCUAUCUUUCUGACGGACUUGGUCAAGCAGAAGAGGAAGAAGAGCAAGGAUCUAGUUCCAAUGAGUUUUCCAUGUGUCCCAAUAAUGUAGAUCAGAGUACAUAUUUUGCAAAGGAUGAUAAGGACAGCUGGAAGAAUCCUCGUCCUCUUUCGGCAGAUGGAAAUUACCGUCCUCUGGCUAAAGCAAGGCAGCAGCAGAACAUCAGCAUGCGACGGCAAGAAAACCAUCGCUGGGUGUCUGAACUUUCAUACGUGGAAGAGAAGGAACAGUGGCAAGAACAGAUUAACCAACUGAAGAAACAGCUUGAGUUCAGUGUUAACAUUUGUCAAACUUUAAUGCAGGAUCAGCAGGCCCUCUCCUGUCUCUUGCAAACUUUGCUUACUGGCCCAUACAGUGUGAUGCCAAGUAAUGUUGCUUCACCUCAAGUUCAUCUCAUAAUGCACCAGUUGAAUCAGUGCUAUACACAACUGACUUGGCAACAAAAUAAUGUCCAGAGGUUGAAGCAAAUGUUAAAUGAUCUAAUGCGCCAGCAAGACCAGCAGCAGAAGCAGGAAAGAACACCAAAGAAAGAGAAAAGCAGCAGGGCACCACCGCCUCCCUCACCAACUGUGUUUUGUCCCUUCAGCUUUCCUUCCCAAACAAUGAAUCUUUUUAACAUGCCUGGGUUCACAAAUUUUUCUCCUUUCCCACCAGGUAUCAACUUUGGUUCCAUGUUUCCAUCUGGUUUGGGUGACUUACCACACAACUAUGCUGCUCAAACCAGUGAACAACAGCACCAGCAACCACCCCUAGAACAUAGCACUACUGGGAAAAUGGAAUAUAUGGCGUUUCCAAAGCCCUUUGAAAGUAGUUCCACUGCUGGAGCAGAAAAGCCAAGAGGUGUGAAGCAGCCUGAAGAGGAAGUGGAGAACAGUACACUGACUUGGGUAAAUGACCAUCAGGAUGGAGAAAAGGAGAGCCAGUUGUUCCUCAAGACUGGGUUUGCAGUGCCAGUACAAAAUUCCAUUAAUGGUAAUCAUAAAAGUCAACCUGACACCAGCAGGAGAAGAGAAUUUGACGAAGAAUCUCUUGAGAGCUUUAGUAGCAUGCCAGAUCCAGUGGAUCCUACCACAGUGACAAAAACAUUCAAGCCUAGGAAAGCAUCUGCACAGGCCAGUCUGGCUUCCAAAGACAAAACGCCUAAGUCAAAGACUAAGAGAAGGAAUACUUCCCACUUUAAAAACAGGCCUAAAACUAAAGGUUAUGAAAGUGCCAGUGUUUCUAGUACAUGUGAACCCUACAAGAGCAAUUGGAACAGACACUCCGCUCGGAAGGAAGAAGUUGUCCAUGCAAAAGUAUUCAGUAAAAAGAAUCGGGAGCAACUAGAAAAAAUAAUUAAAUACAGUAGAUCAUCAGAAAUGUCCUCAGAAACAGGCAGUGAUCUUUCUAUGUUUGAAGCUUUGAGAGACACCAUUUAUUCUGAGGUAGCUACAUUGAUAUCUCAAAACGAAUCUCGCCCUCAUUUUCUAAUUGAGCUUUUUCAUGAACUUCAGAUGCUAAAUUCAGACUAUUUGAGGCAACGAGCACUGUAUGCAUUACAGGAUAUCGUAGCCAGGAAUACAUCUGAAGACAACAUAAAAGCAGAAUGUCCAAAACCUCUGAACUCAACGGCAUGGUUAGGAUCCAAUUCAGAACUUACUCCCAGCGAAAGCCUUGCUACUACUGAUGAUGAGACAUUUGAGAAGAACUUUGACCCAGGAGCCUGUAGAGAAUGUGAACAGAAUGAUGCAGACAAUGGCAGUAUUAUGUCUGCAUCUUCAAAUUUUGAACCCUUUGCUACCGAUGAUCUCGGCAACACUGUGAUUCAUUUAGGUCAGGCAUUGGCUCGGAUGAGAGAAUAUGAGCGAGUAAAAAUGGCAGCUGAAAGUAAUCUUGACUCUGAAGAUGGUUGUAGUAGUAAUCCUCAGGUGGCUUCUGCUUCUAAACUGGAAGGUUCAGAUACAAUUGAAGGCCAGUGUGCUCAACAACCUAGCGAAGUAUCUGCUGUUCCUUGUCCACGAAUUGAUACUCAGCAGCUUGACCGGCAAAUUAAAGCUAUCAUGAAAGAGGUGAUCCCUUUUCUGAAGGAACACAUGGACGAGGUAUGUUCUCCGCAGCUCUUGACUUCAGUAAGGCGCAUGGUCUUGACCCUUACACAACAAAAUGAUGAAAGCAAAGAAUUUGUGAAGAUCUUUCAUAAGCAACUUGGUAGCAUAUUGCAGGAUUCACUGGCAAAAUUUGCUGGUAAGAAAUUAAAGGAUUGUGGGGAGGACCUUCUUGUGGAAAUUUCUGAAGUCUUAUUCAAUGAACUAGCCUUCUUCAAACUCAUGCAAGAUUUGGACAACAAUAGCCUAACAGUAAAGCAAAGAUGUAAAAGAAAGAUUGAAGCGGAUGGAAUGAUACAGUCAUAUGCCAAAGAGGCAAAAAAAGCACUAGAGGGAGGAGCUUGUUCAUCUACUGAAGAUAUCGAUGAAGACAAGGAUAAAGAUGAAACUGAAACUGUUAAGCAAAUCCAUGAACCUGCAGUAUAUAACACAGAAGAUCCAAAAAGCAGAGGAUCAGAUGCGUCUGACCAGGAAGAAGAGGAAAGUGAACAUUGUCCCGUAUCCAUAAGCUUGUCUAAAGCAGAAACCCAGGCUCUAACUAAUUAUGGAAGUGGAGAAGAUGAAAAUGAAGAUGAAGAAAUAGAUGAAUUUGAAGAAGGACCUGUAGAUGUCCAAACUUCCCUCCAAGCAAGCAAUGAAACUGUAGCUGAAAAUGAACAAGAGCAGGUUUCACAGCACAAAUUGGAGAAUCCAAACGUCUGCAAUACUGAGUUGGCAUCUGUAAAUGUUGAAGGUGAUCAGAAUGUACCUGCUGUUGUGCCUCCGUAUAUUAAUGUAUUGGAAGAUACUCAGCUUUUACCUGUUAGAGUUGCUGAAGAUCUUAAUCCUAGUGCAGUAUUAACAGUAGAAGAACCAACCCCUUCAUCAGCAGAAAACAAGAAUCAAACAUCAGAAACCGUACACGGAGAAACCAAAUCUUCAUUAGGAUCUCCUGAAAGCUCUGUGGUUGGAAGCCCUGAUACAGAAUCUCCUGUAUUGGUGAAUGAAUAUGAAACAGGUUCUGGAAAUGUCAGUCAGAAAUCAGACGAAGAUGAUUUUGUGAAAGUUGAAGAUCUGCCCCUUAAACUUGCAGUAUACUCAGAGGAAGAUAUAAUGAAGAAAAUGGUGGCAGAAGCCCAGACCAACAACAUUGCCGAGGAAAUACUAGCUGGUCCAGAAAGUCAUGGUGAAGAAUUAGCAGGAGAUCCACAGAUGCUGAAGGAACCGGAGACUUCUGGAGCCCAAAGUGUGUGACAAUACCUCCAGCGCUUCUCCUUGGCUUACCUUCUGUGAAUGCAUAUAGAAAACUCCUCCUAUACUUCACAUGUUCUGAUCUGUAUAAAACUGUAAAUUAGUUUUUUGCUGCCUCUUAGAAUAGGCAUGCUAACUUGCACAUAAAAGCCUAAACCGCUAAAACUGACUUUUCAGUCUUGCUGCACAGUUUCUUUUCUGUCUUACAUUUUUAAUGUAAUUUCAGCAGUUUUAAAUAAAGUUUGACUUGUAUGUGUUUUGAAGGUUGCUAAAUGAAA